This is a messenger RNA of Cantharellus anzutake, 521 nucleotides long. RefSeq lists its product as uncharacterized. NCBI's taxonomy places the organism in Eukaryota, Fungi, Basidiomycota, Agaricomycetes, Cantharellales, Hydnaceae. The transcript has a single exon. The annotation marks the transcript as partial. The record is from RefSeq and is a predicted model, not a curated record.
UAUUAUUAGCAGUGACAAGGGCAACUAGUACUGCUACAUAACACUAGAUUAUUUUUCCGAAUAUUGAUUGGAUACCGCAACUCCUAUAUAACAUGGGUCUUCCCUUCCUCUUCCCUCCAAUCCCCCUAGCACCUACAUCUGAGACUAAGGCUGGUACUCCUGGGUUCACGUUAUACACGGAAGCUAUAAACUUAUACCAUUUCCCAGCAGCAAUUCUUUAAAAGUUACAAUGCGAUUCUGGAGUGCCUUUGUCCUACUUACCGCCCUACUCCCCAUCGUCACGGCUCGUUUCCACUAUGGCCUGAUCUCUCAGGGCUAUAACCAGGGCCUAUUGGGAGGGGGUAUUGUCCCUUCGCUCAUAGGUAAACCGAAAUUUGAAAAGGAAUUAACUCUUGCUUAACCAAUGUUUUCACAGCGGCCGACUGCAAUCAAAUGAUACCUUAUGGGCUUGCGCAAAAUAUUUCUCCCUACGCAACACCAAAUGGGAGUCAUUGGACCGCCAACGUCUGUGACAGGACGGU